GUUCUCGCGAGAUCUUGAUGAGUUUACUCCAAAGUAAAUGCCACGUCUUAACAGUAGCAUCAAGGCAGACAGAAACAUUAGGAGUUUACCUAACAUACUGUACGCAUAAUAGAGAGUUAUUCAGCAGCCCAGCGGGUCAGUGAUAUCUGACACAAUCCGGGGAUAAUAUGGGCUGUAUACGUCUGCUGGCGCUGACACUGGCCACAUCUACACUACUCCUGUUAGCCUCACAUUCAACCACUGCCCACAGCCAUUCCCAUGGCGACCACGGCCACGGCCACCAUCACCACGGCCACCAUCACCACGGCCACUCCCAUGGAGAAGACGAUCACGACGAAGUGAAGAUGUUCCAUGGAGCGAGCAAGUGGAGUGCCGAGGCCAACGUCCCUCUACAGGAAGAGGAGCGCCACGGACACGAUCACGGGCACGCUCAUGAUCACGGGCACGCUCAUGAUCACGGACACGCUCACUCUCACGAUCACGGACAUGGGCACGCUCAUCAGGACGCGGAGGAUGUUGUUCGGGUGCACAAGGAGAAGAGUGGACACGGACACGCCCACGGAGGGGAGAGGGUGAAGAGGGAGGCAGAAGGAGAGAAAAGGGACACGGUGGAGCUGUGGACACAGGCUAUCGGAGCGACCCUGCUGAUCAGCGCCGCUCCUUUCCUCAUCCUGUUUCUGAUCCCAGUCCAGUCCAACAGCGACCAGCACCAGAACCUGCUCAAAGUGCUGCUCAGCUUCGCCUCAGGUGGACUGCUGGGAGACGCCUUCCUCCACCUCAUACCGCACGCUUUGGAGCCCCACUCUCACCACGGAGAAGAAGAUCAUGGACACUCGCACGCAAGUGAGGAGUCCCAUGACCACGGCCACUCCCACGGAGCCGCCCACGAUCACAUGAUGUCAGUGGGUCUGUGGGUUCUCGGUGGGAUCAUCGCCUUCCUGGUUGUGGAGAAGUUUGUGCGGGCCCUGAAGGGAGGCCACGGACAUUCCCACGGCCACUCGCACGAUGCUCCCAAGGAAAAGGACAGUGAUGGAGAAGAAGAAAAGGAGAAGAAGAAGAAGAAGGGGAAAGAAAGCAAAGACGAGAAGGUGCCAAAGAAAGAGGAGACACAGGAGAAGAGCACAGACAUCAAGGUGUCGGGCUACCUGAACCUGGCGGCCGACUUCACGCACAAUUUUACCGACGGCCUGGCGAUCGGAGCGUCGUUCCUGGUUGGCCCAGCGGUUGGCGCCAUCACCACGCUCACCAUCCUGCUGCACGAGGUCCCGCAUGAGAUCGGAGACUUUGCCAUCCUUGUCCAGUCUGGCUGCACCAAAAAAAAGGCCAUGUGUCUCCAGUUGCUGACUGCCCUGGGAGCUCUGGCCGGCACAGCUUGCUCCCUAUUGGCCGAGGGCGUGGGCGCUGCAGCGACCGCCUGGAUCCUGCCGUUCACGGCCGGCGGCUUCGUUUACAUCGCCACAGUCACCGUGCUGCCAGAACUGCUGGCGGGCCGCUCCAGCUUCGGCCAGUCUCUGAUGGAGAUUCUGGCGCUGCUGUUCGGAGUCGGCAUGAUGGUGCUGAUCGCCGAGUACGAGUGAGACUCCGCCGAGUGGACAAGGAGGGGGAAGAGGUCAAACGGUUGGAAAACAAAAUGCUGGUUUUAAAGUAGAGUUCAAGUGGAUUAUUAUUUGUCAGGGGUGUGUUUUCUUUCCUUUUUUUUUAUUAUUAUUAAUUAUGUUUCGGGACAAAAUCCACCACCUGAUGGCGAAUGGAUGAUUUUUGUUGUCUUUUUUUUUUUUAGCAGUUCAUGGUCACAUCCCUGAUUUUUUAUUUUUAUUGUUUUUGUGUUACUGUCUCUUUUUCGGGUUCCUAAAAAACUUCAGCGGGACAGACUGAGCGCUGGAGAGAAACAACGUGAUGGGGAAAGGUUCUUUUGAGGACUGCUGUGUUGUUCGUUAAGGGCCCUACCAUCAGGAAAGGAGGGGAAAUCUUUUUUUUUUGUGCGGUGCCAGAAUUCACUCACCGCUUUUACCACACGGGAUCAAUCGGCUGCACUUUUAGCUGCAGCGUAAACUGACGGCCAGGUUUCCUUACAAAAGUGGCUUAAAGUAGAUUCAUCAUUCAUUUUGCAGGUCCUUAAAGUGCUCAUAUUAUGCUUUUUGGCUUUUUCCCUUUCCUUUAUUGUGUUAUAUAUCUUUUUUGUGCACGUUAUAGGUUUACAAAGUGAAAAAGCCCAAAGUCCACCCCAAAG
Molecule: messenger RNA, 2230 nt
Organism: Perca fluviatilis (European perch)
Lineage: Eukaryota; Metazoa; Chordata; Actinopteri; Perciformes; Percidae
Gene: slc39a7
Product: solute carrier family 39 member 7
Exons: 8
Coding region: 168-1577 (469 amino acids)
Biological process (GO): intracellular zinc ion homeostasis; zinc ion transmembrane transport
Cellular component (GO): membrane
Molecular function (GO): zinc ion transmembrane transporter activity
Source: RefSeq, a predicted model, not a curated record